AUGCGUCGUUACGCAGCGCAGCACACACAAAGAGGCGACACAGCCGACGGCGUGGUCUCGCAGCAGCGGAAAGGCUCCAGUGGGGGACGGCGCCCGGGAGGCGGCUGUCGAUCCAUAGCGGGGGCGGCGGGGGCGGCCGCCGCGCGCCUCUCCCCUGGCGCCACCUCUGCUGCAAAUCUUGUCGCAAAGCAGACGGAAGCUGUUCAGCGCGGACGUGGCGGCACAGAGAGGCAGGCGGAACCUCUGCGUAUCAGCGCGGCUGCUGGGCGGCCGCGCGGCUGGCUUCCGAGGCCGGGCAGACGCGACAAAGACGGACGUCCGAGGGCAGGUGAACCUGCAGCGGGCGCCGCCUUUACACUGCGUGUGAGCCUAAAACAAUCGCCGUGGCACGCCGCCGCCGCCGCCGCCGCCGCCGCCGCCGCCGCCGCCGCGGCUACCUGUGGCUCCGGCUCCGGCUGCGGCUGUGACUGGCUGCGGAGGCCGGAGGAGGCGCGGGAAUUCCAAGGCCGGCCGGCCAGCCUGCUGCUGCGUCUGGCGGGAAAAGUCUGCCCGGCAUUCGCGGAAAAAGGGCGCCGUCGUAUUCUGGGCACGCACCGCCGUCUAGGGCGCAGCCGACACGCCAGUCGCCAGUCGCCGGCCUUGGCAGACGUUCCGGAGUCGGCGGAGCACGGUCCAUCUCGCAGUGGACAGGGCCUCAGUCGCCGUGCAGAGCACUUGCCAUCUGCACAGGCUGCACGUCGCCUGCAGGACCACACCGCCUCCUCUUAUCCCCACUUGGACUCGUCGCCGACGUCGUCCUGA
This is a messenger RNA of Schistocerca nitens (vagrant locust), 801 nucleotides long. RefSeq lists its product as uncharacterized. The record is from RefSeq and is a predicted model, not a curated record. The transcript is spliced from 4 exons. Lineage: Eukaryota; Metazoa; Arthropoda; Insecta; Orthoptera; Acrididae. The coding region runs from base 1 to 801 and encodes 266 amino acids.